AAAUAAAAGCGGAAAAAGCGAAUAUGCUUUGCUCUCUUCCUCAGCCAAAAGCUCAACUAUUCCUUCCUCUCUCUCUCUCUCUCUCUCUCUCUCCCUGCUCUUGCUCUUUCUUUCUUUGAUCAUCCAUCUUCUUCACCAACUCAAUUUUCUUUCCUUUUCCUACUCCUGUUGCGAUUUUCUCUAGUUUUUUUUUUUUCUUCCAAUUUCAUACACCAAUGGAGCUUUUUCACCUGCUCUUCCUGACUGCCUCUCUUGCUCUUCUCCUCCCUUUCCUCGUCGCUAAGUUCCUUUCCAUUGCUUUUCCUGAUGACGCUGGUCCCCCCCACUCGCUCUCUAAAUCUGCUCCAAUCGUUGGUGAGCCGAUUGUUAUGGAUGAUAUACGAUCAUUCCGAGAUAGAUUGACCGUUCCGGUUUCCGAGAGCGUUACGAAGAACGUCCAUGAAUUCCUCGACGAAGCGCCUCCGGUGAAGGUCGCUGAAUUUGAAGGACUACAGGUUCCGGCCGAGGAGAUCGUGGAAAUUACUCAUCGCUGUCAUGACUUGCCGGAAAAGUUACCCGAGUGUGGUUUGCAAGAAGAACCCGACGUCGACAAGUUCCCGGAGACAGUUGGAUUCCCGGAUAAGCUGUCGGAGGAAAAUAUAGAGGAUUCGGCUAGUGUAAAAGAGAUCUUAGAGAACAGAGUGGGCUUUGAGUUGGCAGCAAACAAUGAAGUUGUUGCUGAAUCUGAGGAGAUUAAUCGGGUUGAGGACUGUGAAGUAAAGGAAACAAAUGAAGAGAAGGAGGUGAGGUUUGAUAGCGACGAGGAUGAUUGGGAAGGGAUUGAAAGGACUGAUUUGGAGAAGGCUUUCGCGGCGGCCGCCACUUUCGUUCUUGAGUCGUCAUCAGGGGAUAAUGAGGAUCCUUUGGCGAUGGCAGGUGUUGGGACUGAUUUGCAGAUGGAGUUGUACGGGCUUCACAGGAUUGCCACCGAAGGGCCUUGCCGCGACCCUCAGCCUAUGGCUCUCAAGUUCUUUUCCCGUGCCAAGUGGAAUGCUUGGCAAAGGCUGGGGCGAAUGAGUCCAGAGGUGGCAAUGGAACAGUAUAUCAAAAUUCUCUCUGAUAAAGUUCCUGCCUGGAUGGAAGGCGGAUUUGCAGGUGGCAUUAGACCUGAACCCACAGAAGCAGGAAUAUCCACCUUUGCUGUUGACUUGAGCACAUUUUCAUUUCAUCAACCUAGUGAUGUUGAUGAAAGGAAACCAGAACAGAAGGCUGGAGCUGAGGGAGGUUGUAGUAGUGGGGGCCCAAACUCUGAUUACAAGGCCAAAGAAUGACAGAACUGCUCUGACCUCCCCAACCGCAGUGGUCAUUCUCCUGGAUUUGCUUGACUAGAUGCAGGUCUGAUUUUAAUCUCCAAGUCUAGAAUAAGCUUACAGUCUGAGAGGUUCUUCAUUCUUGUGUUGUUUACGCUUACCAUUUAUGUGUGUCCUGGGUUCAUCAUGAUGUUGUGUUCUUAUAAAACAUAUGUUAUGUAUGUAUUGUGCAUAUGUUAUGGGUGUGAAUAUAAUUAUCUCUGGUUCCUAAGAUUCAUUA
Messenger RNA from Juglans regia (Persian walnut), 1569 nucleotides. Its product is annotated as acyl-CoA-binding domain-containing protein 3-like. The transcript has 5 exons. Gene Ontology annotation, molecular function: fatty-acyl-CoA binding. The record is from RefSeq and is a predicted model, not a curated record. Lineage: Eukaryota; Viridiplantae; Streptophyta; Magnoliopsida; Fagales; Juglandaceae. Gene Ontology annotation, biological process: fatty acid metabolic process. Bases 216 to 1310 code for a protein of 364 amino acids.